Molecule: messenger RNA, 753 nt
Organism: Pediculus humanus corporis (human body louse)
Lineage: Eukaryota; Metazoa; Arthropoda; Insecta; Psocodea; Pediculidae
Exons: 3
Coding region: 1-753 (250 amino acids)
Molecular function (GO): protein binding
Source: RefSeq, a predicted model, not a curated record
AUGUCGACGCCUGGACUUACGCCGAGAGUUUUAUUCGGACACAGAAUCGACGUCAGUAAGAAUGCACAUUAUUUGACAGACGAUGAUGUUUUAUAUCCUUGCGGGAAAACAUUAGUAGUUCAAAACUUUACAAAAAAUGUACAAAAAUCCUAUUCUUUACCUGAUAAAACCAACGAUGUUCAACUUAUACUUUUAUCUCCGAAUAGGAAUUUGAUUGGACUUUUAGGAACGGCCGAAGAAGGCGAUGUCGUUCAUAUAUUUGAUGUAAGAUCAAUGAAGAGAUUGCGAACUUUGUAUCUUCCACCCGAUGCGAUUGCAAAAAGAAUUGUAUCAGCAUGUUUUUCCCAUGACGAAAGAUAUGUUGCUUUAAUCACUGGAGAUCCCGACUGGAUGAUGUUGAAUUAUAAUUGGGAAAGAGGAAAAAUAGAAACUUCGGCUAAAGCAAAUUAUACGACUAAUCCGUUGUAUCCUGUUCGCGAGGUGGUUUGCUCUCCCGUGGAUAACAAUACCCUUGUUAUUUUUGGUAAUGGAAUAUUUCGGUUGAUGACCUUGCAAGAAGCAGUUUGGCGGCAAUACGGAUUUCAAAAAGCUGAAAAUUAUGACAUACAUUCUGCCUGUUUUCUCAGCGCAGAUCGAAUCGUGUGCGGUACAAAAGAUGGAUUGCUUCUAAUAAUCGAUUUAGGAGAGUUAAAAUAUAUAUUUGAGGCGGAUGUCGUAGAUUUUUUUAAUAUUCGAGCGGAAAAAGAAGAGUAA